This is a messenger RNA of Phytomonas sp. Hart1, 2712 nucleotides long. Lineage: Eukaryota; Euglenozoa; Kinetoplastea; Trypanosomatida; Trypanosomatidae. The record is from the annotation of a GenBank genome assembly.
AUGACAGCACUACAACCUUGGAUUCCGAAAUCAAGCUUUCUUUACAAUACCACAAGAAAAGUAGUGAAUUAUUUUUACCCACAACUACGCAAUACAUACCCUCUUCCAGUGCUCGAUGGUCCUCUGCCAAAGGAAGUUCCAGAGUCAUUUAUAUUGCAUGAUGAAAAACAAAAACGUGAUUCGUUUCGAUACAUGGAAGAUUUGUUUGAUCAUGACACCUUACAAUAUGUGAAAAAGGAAAUGCUUCAUUUUUCACUUCUUAGCGCAAAAUUUGAUCUCAAACAUACCAAAGGGCGUCUAUGGGCUGAGUUGGAUGCUAAAGUAGUAGUCACAACACGUGAAGGGGGAUAUGACAAGGGUGAAGAAAGGAUUGGUGACUACAUUUACUUCACUCGCGUUGUUCCAGGUCAUGACCCUAAUGCCAUUGGGUUUUACCGAAAAAAGGUUGGAGAGGCUGACUUACUCGCAGAGGAACUUAUAAAUCCAGUACUGCUGCAGCAGCACUUUGGCUACAAUGACUGUUCAAUUGGUAUUUGUCGUGUCUCUGAGGAUGGUCGCUACUUGGCCUACACAUUAUCUAUAGAAGGUGGGGACCGAUACAUCUGUCAUAUAAGGAGCAUUGAUAAUGCAAGCCUUUUUCACGUUAUUCGUGGGAACAACAUUGUGGGGAUUGAGUUUGGCUCGGGAAAUAAUUUUUUCUUUACCGAUUCGAAUCAACUAAACCGACCACAUCGUGUAAUAAUGCAGGAAAUUCGCCCAGGUAUUCUGGAACCUCCAAGAGAGCUUUAUUGCGAUGAUGACGAACAGUUUUUUGUCGAUGUUAGAAAAACAAAAGAUGGCAAGUUUAUUACAAUAACUUCCGACUCUAAAGUAAAUGGGAGCGUGUUAAUUUUACCAGCAUCCUAUCCGACGAUUCCGACUGAGUUGAAUCGUUUUUUCCCCGAUGGGAAACCGGUAGAAGUUGCUGGAAAGAAAGGGUGGAAUUGGCUUGAACACUACCAUGGCUACUUUGUGAUGGUAACAUCUGAUAAAGGUUCAAACUUCAGGGUUGUGUACACACGUAAUGAGAUUGCUUUAAAAUACGGCGUAAAUGCAGAGUGGAAAGAGCUUAUUCCACAUCGAUCCGAUCUCCAGAUCUCUGAUAUCGACAUCUUCGAUGGUCAGCUUGUGCUAUAUGAAAGCCAUUACUCUUUUGAGCGAAUAAACCAUAUAAGGAUCAUUAAACUGGAUUGUGGUAUUGAGGCAGCGGCGCGAGCCUCUAGAGAAGAUGAUUUGAUCUUGCACUUUCCACCACUCACAUCUGUGACACCCGGCCUGAAUAGAAAUUUUGUGCAAAGUUCAAUGGCUUUUGUGUAUAGCAGCAUCAUUCAGCCGAGUCGUGAUUGCGUCUUUAACUUCAAUUCUGAAAUGACAGCUGAAAAGGCCAAGCUGUGUUCGGCUGAUGCCUUGUUUACGCAGCGUCAGUCGGAGCAAUUUACUCCUUGGGAUUACAUGUGGCCCUAUAGCAUGUACCGUGACCUCUGUGUUUCUGAAGAUGGAACUGAAAUUCCCAUCACGAUAUGUCAGCGCAAAGACGCAUUUGUACAAGAGAUGACUGACUUCGAGCCACAGCCAAACUCCCCUAAGCAUUGUUUGAUUUAUGUAUAUGGCUCAUACGGGGAGGUUCCCUCGAUGCACUUUCAAUUGGCACCCUACAUGUGGAUGAUUCGUCGCCGUUGGACUGUGGCAUUUGCACAUGUCCGGGGUGGUGGUGAAUUGCACGGCUGGUCUGAGGGUGGGAAGGGCCCAAAUAAGAUCAAAACAACACAAGAUUUUAUUGCAUGUUGCGAACAUAUGGUAAAAAUGGGUUACACCAAGCCUGAGCUUAUGGUUGCUGCUGGAAAUAGUGCAGGGUGUGUGCCCAUUGCAGCUGCUAUGAAUAUGCGUGGAUGUGGGUUGUUCGGCAAUGUUCUCAUGCGCUCACCCUUUCUUGACAUCAUCAAUACCAUGAUCGACCCCGACCUACCGCUUUCCCUUGCUGAGCGUGAUGAUUGGGGGGAUCCACUAAACAACAAAGUUGACUUGGCUUUACUGCAGAAUUAUGAUCCUUAUUACAACCUCAAUAGCCGCGUUACGUAUCCAGGGAUGAUGAUAUCCGCUUGUUUGGAUGAUGAUAGAGUCCCUGUGUGGAACGCGUUAAAGUAUGUCGCCAAACUACGGCAUCAGCGCAAGCUUAAAGGGGUGGACCCAGUAGCACAGCCUCUAGUCCUGCGCCUGCGCUCAAACGGCGGCCAUUACCACUGGGGAAGCAUUGAGAAUAUUUGUGAAGAAAUUGCUUUCCUUUGCUCACAACUUGAUUUGGAAGGGCCUGGUAAGACCCUUAACGACAUGGACGUCAUGACACAGAUGCACAAUUUAACUACCGUGGGCAUAAUGGAUCACGACGACCAGCAGAAGGUAUUCCUCAAAUGGGACAACUGGGAGCGUGAGCGAAUUGAUUACCAUGUCAAACUUCACAGCUUUAGUUGGGAGCCUAACUUCCGGAAAGUUAAGGCCGAGAAGGAGCCGUUCUUCUGGGUUCCUACAGAUUCAGAGUUGAACCAGAAGAAGGUCGAUGAAAUGUUGAAGUCGAAGGAGAGAGAAGCCCAAGAAAGCAGUCGAGCAGGAGGAAAAGUUGGCAAUUUUGGCAAGGUAGCAGGCCGGAACAUGUACUCUGAAGAAAAGAAGGGUUAA